CACUCGGCUGCCCGACGACGCGAGAGCCGCACGCUCCGGACCGGACUCGCUGCACUCGCUGCCGCCGAGCUCCGGCUCGCUGAGGCGGCGCGCCCUCGGAUCUCGCCCCGGAGACGGCCGGGGCCGCCAAAUCUGCGGUCCCAGUGGCGGGAAAGAUGAAGAAUGAAAUUGCUGCUGUUGUCUUCUUUUUCACAAGGCUAGUGAGAAAACAUGACAAGUUGAAAAAAGAGGCGGUUGAGAGGUUUGCUGAGAAAUUAACUCUGAUACUUCAAGAAAAAUAUACAAAUCACUGGUAUCCGGAAAAACCAUCAAAAGGACAGGCCUACAGAUGCAUUCGCGUCAACAAGUUUCAAAGAGUUGAUCCUGAUGUCCUGAAAGCCUGUGAGAACAGCUGCAUCUUGUACAGCGACCUGGGCUUGCCAAAGGAACUCACUCUGUGGGUGGACCCAUGUGAGGUGUGCUGUCGGUAUGGAGAGAAAAAUAAUGCAUUCAUUGUUGCCAGCUUUGAAAGUGAGGAUGAGAACAAGGAUGAGAUCUCCAAGAAAGUUACCAGGGCUCUUGAUAAGGUUACCUCUGAUUAUCAUUCAGGAUCCUCUUCUUCAGAUGAAGAGACAAAUAAGGAAGUAGAAGUGAAACCCAAUUCGGUGACUGUAACCCCAAGCCCUGUGUACCAGAUUUCAGAAUUGAUAUUCCCACCUCUUCCCAUGUGGCAUCCUUUGCCCAGGAAAAAGCCAGGAAUGUACCAAGGGAAUAGCCAUCAGAGUCACUACCCUCCUCCUGUUCCAUUUGGUUAUCCAAAUCCGGGAAGGAAGAAUAAAUCAUAUCGCCCAAUUCCAGUAACAUGGGUACCUCCUCCUGGAAUGCAUAGUAACCGGAACCACUGGAUUAAUCCUCAUAUGUUAGCACCUCACUAGCUGCUUUUGAUUCUGUUGGUGUCUUGUUGAGAGAAGGUAGGGUAAGCCUGACUACAUAUUAAAAGUUAAAAGUUCAUACUUUACUAUAGUAAAGUUAGAUGGGCUAAACCAUCAAUCUUAUUUUUAUAGAAAAGUUAUUGAGAAUAAUCUUUCUUAAAAAAUAUAUAUGCACUUUAGAUAUAUUGAUAUAGUUUGAGAAACUUUAUUAAAGUUAGUCAAGUGCCUGAGUUUUUAAUAUUGGACUUGAGUAUUUAUAUAUUGUGGAUAUGAGAACACUGUAGGAGCAGAUGAUCUGUUCUAGCACCUUUGAGCAUUUACUUUAUGGAGAGUAUGUAAGUUAUUUAUACACAAGGAAAUCUAUUUUAUGUCAUUGUUAUUUAGAAGAAUUGUGUGAAAUCAUAUAGUUGAAAAUAAAUAGUUUGAGGCAUGACAAUGUGUGCUUGUGUUUUGU
Molecule: messenger RNA, 1365 nt
Organism: Manis javanica (Malayan pangolin)
Lineage: Eukaryota; Metazoa; Chordata; Mammalia; Pholidota; Manidae
Gene: BTG3
Product: BTG anti-proliferation factor 3
Cellular component (GO): cytoplasm; nucleus
Source: RefSeq, a predicted model, not a curated record